GUGCACAACGCGAGCAACAUGGUGUUUAUCGGGAUCGGUCUGAGGAGUCCUGUCAGAAACGGGUCAGCUUAUUGCGAGUCGCUGCCCGAGUAUGGGAAUCUGUUGGGGAACGACCUCCUGUGCCCGGCUCUGCUCAUCUACCGGUCGUAUGGCAUUCAGUUCACGCAGGCGUCAGUGGUGGGGCUCAUAGCAGGUGCUAGACUCUUUCAUUUCUCACUAGGCCCGUCUCCUCUGCCUGCUGCUGCUGCUGCUACACCUGCCCUUCCCUGCAGGUCGUACGGCAUUCAGUUCACGCAGGCGUCAGUGGUGGGGCGGAUAGACGUGUUCCGCUGCGCAUACACGAAGCUGGACUCGCUCUUUGCCACGGCGCCCUGGGACUUCCAGUACCACCCGGGGGUCAUCCGCAUGGGCAUGAGCGGCAUCGGCGUCAACCUCACCUCCUCAGAGAAUAUCAUCUCCAAUAACGACCUCUUUGGCGCGUGGGAGCUCAUCUACCUCUAUCGCGGCACCAUCGGCGCCACCGUUCGCAACAACUUCCUCCACGACUACCUCUUCUCAGGCUUCAGGUGCAGAGCAGACGUGCAUUUCGCGUGGGACUGUGCGCUGACGACAGUGAAGCACAACUUUGUGUUCUCCCCGCAAAAGAAGAACCUCACAGGCGACUCUGCUGGCAUCUACUUCUGCACGCACUGGUUCAGCCCUGGCAACACGGUGAGCUGCAACUAUGUGUUCGGCGGGGACCACUGCUACUACUUGGACUACUGCACGUCAGGCGUGGCCAUUCAGGGGGGCGUGUGCCUGCAGCUGUGGGACGGCGUGAAGCUCAACAACGGCAAGAGGAACCACAUCCGCAGCCUGCUCAUGGUGGGGCUGGGCCAGAGCCCCGGCUACAUCACGUGCUUCACUGUCACGAUCAACCACUGUCGAAAGGACCCCGGCUCCUAUUGGGAGGCUAUGCGGAAGCUGUAUUAUGACACGCCUGAGAUCAACAAGGAAUGGCCGUGGAUGAAGCACGUGUGUCGGCAGACGCGCAUCGGCGCGUACAGCUGCAACCCGCCCGGGCCCGGCGCGCUCACUGCGCACGACACCGGCGCGUGCAGCGGAAUGGCGACGGAAAACGACGUAGAAUACAUCGUUGUCGAUCCGGACUCUCUCAGGGACGCGGAAUAUCGGUACUGCGAGAAAAACCCUGGCGCGGACUAUUUGAACCGCCAGGUUGUAUUCAGGUACACUGGCGAUGACAUGAAAUUCGCGGAUUAUGCAAAUCAGGAUUUCGGGGUUUCGGAGGGGUCGGUGGUGUUGGCGGAACACCCCGAUUUUGUUUCCUGCCCGAAGAAAGAUAUCGGGAUAAAGGCGGUUUCGGUACAAUCGUACUUCAAGGAUUGGAACAUUCCAGAGCCACCCUUUUUCCAGGCUAUGCUGGACCUGUCCUACAAGAUGGUGUUCAACAGUGAGCUUUUUUAG
Messenger RNA from Closterium sp. Naga37s-1, 1464 nucleotides. The record is from the annotation of a GenBank genome assembly. NCBI's taxonomy places the organism in Eukaryota, Viridiplantae, Streptophyta, Zygnematophyceae, Desmidiales, Closteriaceae.